AUGAAGUUCUCCGUCGCCGCCCCCCUCGCCCUCGUCCUCGCCACCGCCGCCCCGUCCGCGUACGCAGGCCCCCUCGCCUACGGCAUCUGCCAGACCGGCUGCAACGCCCUCGUCGUCGCCUGCUACGCCGGCGCCGGGUUCACCUUCGGCACGGUCACCGCGGGCGCGGGCGUCCCUGCCGCCGUCGUGGCCUGCAACGCCGGCCUCGGGGUCUGCAUGGCCGGAUGCGCUGCCGCUAUCUUCGCGCCGACCCCGUGA
Molecule: messenger RNA, 258 nt
Organism: Trametes versicolor FP-101664 SS1
Lineage: Eukaryota; Fungi; Basidiomycota; Agaricomycetes; Polyporales; Polyporaceae
Exons: 2
Coding region: 1-258 (85 amino acids)
Source: RefSeq, a predicted model, not a curated record